AGUACAUAGGUUUAUAUUUUCACUCGCUCUUUCUCUCUCCUCCAAAUUUGCUCUCUCCAUUCUCCGCUGAUCCCCUCUCGCCACCGCCUCUUUUCCGCCUUCCCUCCCUGCGAUCAAUACAACGUCGCCCUCAGCCUCCCCGUCGCCCUCCGCCGUCUCCAUCAUCUAUCUAUACGUGCAUACAGACUUCCGCAACUAUUUGCAUUCCUUCAAAUCUGUGAGUCUAUCGGACAGAUACUUCGCAGAUCCAGCUGGCUUCGCUUCCUUUCUCGGCCACCUCAAGUUGCUUGGAUGACACUGACACUUUGGUUGAACAAUGAAUUCAAAUAUGUUGGCUGGAGAGCGGAGAUGGGCUUCUUCAAGAAGGGGUGGCAUGACUGUGUUGGGGAAAGUUGCUGUUCCAAAACCAAUAAACUUGCCAAGCCAACGGCUGGAGAAUCAUGGUUUGGAUCGUAAUGUUGAAAUUGUUCCCAAGGGUACAGUUAGCUGGGGAAGCCGUCCCUCUUCAUCUGGUUCAAGUCCAUGGAACUCUUCAUCAUUGUCACCAAAUGCUGAUGGUGGCACUGUUUCACCUAGUCAUCCCAGUGGCCGCCCUUCUUCUGGUGGAAGUGGUACACGUCCAUCAACCUCAGGCAGUGAUAGAACCCAUGAUCAUGUUCCAAAUGCUUGGUCUGCAAACUCCAGACCUUCAUCUGCUUCUGGGACGCUCUCCACAAACCAGACAUCAUCAUCAUCAUCUUUGCGUCCUAGAAGUGCGGAAAACCGACCUAAUAGCUCACAGCUUUCUAGAUUUGCUGAGCCUGUGUCCAAAUCUCAUGCAGCAUGGGAUUCAAGUGUUACUGCAGAAAGAUUGGGGGUGAAGUCCAUGAAGGAGGAUAAUUUCUCUCUAACUUCGGGAGACUUUCCAACUCUUGGUUCUGAGAAAGAUAAUUCCUUAAAAAAAGUUGAACCAGAAGAUAGCCGCCCUAGCUCAGCUUCUGGUAGAAUAGUUCAGGCCAACAAAGAGGACAAUAUACCCCAUGCUGAUCUCAAGCAUGCAACUGUCAAUACUUGGAGGGCAGAAAGUACCCAGCAUGCCGAGGAUGGUAUUCAUCCUAGCAUGGAGAAUUGGCAAGGGGAUCCCCAUCAAUAUUAUCCGAACACUGCCCCUCAGCGUUUUGAGGGCUGGCGUGGUCCUCCUAUGAAUGGGCCAUCUGGUGGUUGGUAUGGGGGACGUCCUCGAGGUCCUGCUUUUGGCGCUCAUGUUCCUCCUGGUGGUUUUCCCUUGGAACCAUAUCCUUAUUACCGGCCACAGAUGCAUGAGGCCUAUCCUCGACCAGGUAUGCAGUUUAGGGCUAAUUUCUAUCCAGGUCCCCCAGGUCCAAUGCCUUUUGAGGGUUAUUACGGACCACCUAUGGGUUACUGCAACAAUGAACGUGAAAUGCCAUAUAUGGGAAUGCCAACAGGCCCCCCUGUUUAUAAUGGUUAUCCAGCCCCUACUCCCGAUAUAAGCAACUCUCAUGGUCGAACUACUGCACGUCGCCCUACUGGAAAAACAAUAUCAGAACAAGUGGAGACUGGUCAUUCAGAGGAAACACGUGCACCAAAAAGGGUUCCUCUAAACAUGCAUAAUGAGUAUGAGCAGGAGGAAGGAGAUCAUUGGGAGCAACAUGUGCCGCCUAAUAUCUUGCAUCCUGGGAAAAUUCGGUUUCCUGCAUCUUCUCGAAAGACUGAGUGGGGUGCGGAAGAGGAUGCAAAAGAAGCUGUAUCUGCCAAGAGGACGGCUCCAAGCCAGAACCCUUCAAACAGUCACGGAAAUAGAAUUCAUUCAGCAGACAUGAAAGUGAAGGCUGUUGACGGCAUGCCCAAUUCUAAAGGACUUGAUGAUAACAGGACAAAUCAAUCUGAAGCUCCACCUUCUUUUCCUUCUGUAGUGCCUCAGUUACCUGUUUCUAGUGAGAGAGAUGCUGCACCAGCUACAACCAAAAAGGCAGCACUAAUACAUAAAAUUGAUGGCUUAAAUGCAAAAUUUCGUGUAACUGAUGGGUGGAAUGAUUCCACAAAUGCUGAUGACAGGGAAAAAGAAAGGACUGGGGCUCAAAUAGUUGAUAUGAAAGUUAAUAAUUGCACCAGGGAUGUUGGUACUCCUGCUAUGGCUUCUCAUAGGACUCCUGUUUCCAGAAACUAUGUUGCUGCCCUGGAUGCAGUGACAGUUCCUGUUGGUGAUAAUCCAUUGCACCCAAUUGCUGCCAUCCCUAGGAGAUCGUAUCAUGGUGGGCAUGCUAGAGUUGAUCAUCGUGGUAAAGGGAAGUUCAAUAGUCAGGAAGCUGAUGGAUGGCGAAGGAAGCCUCUCAGUAAUGAUUCCUCAAGUGCAGUUAUAGCUUCAAAUAAUGAAUCUACACCAAAUAUUCUGUCUUAUGGCCCUAAUAAUGUUGGAGAGUCUUCUGAGAAUUCUAUGGUGGAUCCAGUAGGGAAGGUCGAGGGAGAUUUGGCUGAAGUAUGUGAUUCCACUGAUAUUCAGGCACAGCGUGCCAAGAUGAAAGAGUUAGCCAAGCAACGGUACCUUCAACUACAGAAGGAAGAGGAAGAACGAGUAAGGGAGCAGAAGGCCAAGGCUCUUGCUAAACUAGAAGAAUUGGACCGCCGAAAACAAGCAGGUGCAAAUCAGAAGGCUGAUAGAACUCCGGUCAUUGGUGAUGUCAGGGUAGAACAACAAGAAGUACAUACGGUUAUAGGCACUGUGAUUGCUGAACUUAAGACUAAUGAAUCUGGCUUUAACUUAGUCUUGAGCCCUGCUGUUGCUGCUGUGGGAACAGAUAGCAACACAAAUCAGGCUGGAGAAUCUGUUGAAGUGUCUAGGGACUUGCGCCUGACGAUACAACAUAAAGGUUUAGUGGAAUCUAACGUGUCUCCUUUGCCUAGAAUUGAAGAUUUUGCGGAUGGAAAUACUAAAGGAGUAGUGUCGCCACCUGAUGAUGGAGGAAUUUCCAGACACAAGCGAGCAGGCUACAAGCAGAAGCAGAAUAACAUGCCACAGAAGCAUCCGAAUGAAAAACCUGUCUCUAGCUCUACAUUUGAGGUGCAAAAAGAUCGCAUUUUUGCAGCUGUUGCUGAUAUGCAUGAGCGUCCAUCAAGCGAGUCAAAUGUGGUGAACACAUCGAAGUCUCUGGUUGAGCCAUUGGCCCAGCAAAGAAAGAGAAUUAGUAGGAGUAAUAAACCCAAGCCCAAACCAGAAGAAACACCCAUUGUUUCUGUUUUACCAUCAGUGACAUCAAAUGUUACUCCUGAAAAUGAGUCAAUUGAUAAUGUUGGAUCUAAUGAUUCAGUGUCUAAUAUGGGUGCCUCUGUCUCAACAGCGUGUGAGCCUGACACAGCAGUGCACAGUUGGGAGCUAUCCUCUUCUCUACCCAGUGAGGAAUCCCAGAGCAAGGUACCUACUCAGUGGAAACCGAAUCGCAGAAUUCCAAAAAAUCAACAAGGACAUAGAUUUACAGACAAGCAUCAUGGUAGUAGUGAUACCGUUGUUUGGGCUCCUAAGGCUAAGGCUUCGGAUGAAGUGAGUCAAAAUUCUCUUCAGGAAUCUGCUAAUUUGAUGAAGAAUGAAAAUGUGGCACAGAAUAGUUUGAAAGGCAAGAGGGCCGAAAUGGAAAGAUAUGUCCCAAAGCCACAGCUAGCUCAGCAAGGAAGUUCUCCACCUUUUUCAUCCUCAGUUAGCUCAACAAGAUUAAGUGAGGGUGCUGCUGCGGAACAAUCUGGGUCAGCUAUUUCUGCAAACUCACAACCUGUAAUCUCUGCAACUGCAAAUGUCUGGUCUAACUUGGAGAUGAAUGUGGGAGAUAGCAACCAUAGUAAGAAUAAAAAAGAUCACGGGACUUGGAAACAACGUGGUGUGACAGAUUCAUCUCAGAUGAAGAGUGUGCCUACUGGUCCAACCGAUACAUCUCAAGUGAAAGGUGUUCAUACUGGGCCAUCUCCAAUAUCUCAGCCCACAAAGGAGAUUCAGCUGUCCAAGGAGCUUGUGCAUUCUGGGAGGAGCGAAUCUAAUAGAGCCAAUGCUGAAUUCAAAAUAUCUGGUGCUGCAAUGAGCAAACAUCCUUCAGUGAAAGAUCAGGAUGCAACAGGCAGAGGAAAGAGACAUCCACCCAGGGGUCCUAGAAGCGGUGGAAAUAAUCCUGAUUUUGAGAACACUUUACAUGGUGAAGGUGAUGGAAGUUUGUCUUCAGCACCGGAUGUGAACCUGAUGGAUAAAUCUAUUAUUUCAAAAGAGAAUCGCAGCUUUGGGGAGCGGACAUCCUCUCAUUGGCAGCCCAAGUCCAGUCCAAAUUCUGCUAAUAAUCAGCAAGGAAAUAGAAAUGCUGGAAGCGAAUCCAUUACUUUAGAAGCUAAUAGGGGCCCGAGGAAGAGUACUCAACAUAAGAUGCAAUCAGUGCCCCAACAGGAUAAGGAGAGUAGCAACUUUAGCCAACCUCAGCUUCAGCCAGGCCAAUCUGAAAAUGUCAAAAGUAAUGUAUCUGAUGAUUCAGUUGCACGUCUCCAUCAAGACUAUGACGGAGAAAAGAAGCCUGCUCCAGUAAAAGGGCGUCCUUGCUCCCCAAAUCAAGAUCCAGUUGGCACUGGUGAGUCAUCUCUUACUAACACAGUUGAUCUGCUUGAGCACAAUGUUACAUCAGGAUCCAGGAGAGCUGGAAGGCAAAACAAUCGGCCUGUAAGAGGCCAUGACACCCGUGCAGAGUUGUCUUCAGGGCAUGAAAACCGGCCACAUAAUGCCCCUGCAUUCUGGGACAGGCAGAGGCAGAAUGUGCACUUGGAGUACCAGCCAGUUGGUCCUUUCAAGGGUCACAAACCUGAAAAAGUUGAGGAGCUAGCAGAUGGAGGAGCUGAUAAUAUGGACCAAAGAUACCGGGAAAGAGGCCAGAGUAACUUCAAACGUGGAGGAAACUACUACAGGAGAUAAAGUGGUGCAUUCCACGUAACCUGUCCAGGAGAUUCUGGAGUGAGAUUUAUAAGAUAAUUCUCCAAUUUGUUGCCUUUGCUUGAUUAGGUAAGAGACCACGUAUCUUCAUCCUGGGUAUGCAUCUACAUUUUGUGUUCUCGCGAUAAUAGAUUGGUAGUUUAUCUGUUAACUGGUGGCACAUGAACUGAGCAGGAUUAGAGGCCAGGUUUAGGGCACACCUUUGAGGGAUGUGAUAUGUUAGAUUGAGGAAGGAAAUGAGACAUGAUAACUCAUUUGAAAAUUGUAAUUGGUGCACGAUACACUUCAUUGUGGCUUAUUUUUAGCAUUUUGUGUAUCUGGUAGUCUAAUGUGUGCCCUGUAUGCAGGCCAAAGAAUGAUUUAGAAAGAUAGAUCGUACCAUAUGUUCCAAAUUUUUGUUGGAACCUUGCUCUCGUUGUGCUUA
Messenger RNA from Salvia splendens (bonfire salvia), 5375 nucleotides. RefSeq names its product protein MODIFIER OF SNC1 1. Gene Ontology annotation, biological process: epigenetic regulation of gene expression. NCBI's taxonomy places the organism in Eukaryota, Viridiplantae, Streptophyta, Magnoliopsida, Lamiales, Lamiaceae. The coding region runs from base 317 to 4933 and encodes 1538 amino acids. The record is from RefSeq and is a predicted model, not a curated record. The transcript is spliced from 10 exons.